Messenger RNA from Trichoderma gamsii, 282 nucleotides. RefSeq names its product NADH-ubiquinone oxidoreductase 10.5 kDa subunit. The record is from RefSeq and is a predicted model, not a curated record. NCBI's taxonomy places the organism in Eukaryota, Fungi, Ascomycota, Sordariomycetes, Hypocreales, Hypocreaceae. The transcript is spliced from 3 exons. Bases 1 to 282 code for a protein of 93 amino acids.
AUGUCCGCCAAAUUCGCCUUCGCAAAGUCCCUCAAGGAGGUUCGAUUCCUCUUCUGCCAGACCUCCGAGAAGAGCGCAGCUGUUCGAUCUUUCCUCACAACCCAAUACCCAGCCAUCAAAAAGGCCAACCCCAACACUCCGAUCCUCCUCCGCGAAGCCGCCGGCACUCUGCCCAAAGUCUACGCCAGAUUCGAGUUUGGCAAUGAAAAAUCACAGUCUCUUGAGGGCCUAACAGACAAGCAGAUCGAGGAUACCGUCUCAGGGCUGGUCAACAAAGCAUAA